UCCGCCAUAUUUUUUCCCACGAAUUCCUUCACAUCUCUCCAUUCGUCUUUGGAUAAAUUGGUCCCUAGGUUGGCCCUAGAUUGCCCUAUGCGGUAGGUGCAGAUAGGUGCGUGUUCUGCACUGUCGUAGUGCAGAUCCUAUCGUAACUGGUGAACAAUAUAUUUUUCAACUACUCAACUACCGCCGGUUAUGCAUAAACGAAUAUCAAGAAACGUUAUCCCAGCGCGCGUGAAUGAUUAUCGCAGUAGACAAGUACAAUAAAAAAAAUACGCGAGUGAUUGUCGGUAUUGAGGAGGGAAACAAAAAUCGAAUCCUCAGUACAAGUGUACAAUGGCCAAAAGAAGUUACAACAACUCGUCUGGAAGGCGGGCCCACGGAGAAAAACCCUACGACCCUAACAACUCGUUCGUGAAGAAAAUGGCCACAAAAAUGACAGACUUCAUCCCCCAACGUUUAUGGAUCAGCAAGUGGUUCAAUUCUCCAACGAGCAACGGUGGUUUAUCAAACGAAGACACUGAAAAUCCAGACGAUAUGAGUGAAACAAUGCUCCAGCCCCCAUCCAAACGUCCACGAAUCAGAAUGGACGUGACACAUCCUCCAGGAACAUUUGCUAUUCAACCAAGAGCUAGAAAUUUAAAGGAUCCGUAUCAACGGGACGAAACUGUAGAUUUUUUAGACUCAGAGACAGCUGGCCCCAGUGGCUCCCGCUCAUUCGUCGCCUCCACUCCAGCUUUUUCCAUGAAGAUGAUGAACUCAAAUUUACUCCAAUCCGAUCUCAUUCGACAGCAGCAAAACAAUGGAACAGCAAAUGGAAUAGAUGAGAAUUCCGAGUCCGGGGAGAGUACCAGUGGCUGCAGCUCCCUAAUUCCCCAGGCGUCACGUCAAGACAGUCUUAAUCAAUUUCAUCGAAAGGGACUUGUGGACGACAAGCUAUCCUACACGAAUCACUUACAAUCCCCUCGAUCUCUGUUCAUAGAUAGUAUAACAGGUCAGAGAGAGUCCUUGAGUUCCAGAAGACCAAGUUUCAACGUCUCCAUGGUUAAUAACGAGGGACAUCCCUUGGAGAGGGGUAAUAACGUGAUGUCAUCCCCAUUCUACAGUGGCAAUAUCACAUUCGGUGGUGCUAAUGCUGCUGGCACAAGUGCAAUGAGACAGAAUCGCAGGAACUUGGCUGGGACCAGUGAAUUCCAGUUGAGGGUCCCCAGAAGAUCAUCUGUCCAGGUGAAACCAUCGAAUGCAUCAGGUGUUGAUUCAUCAGGUAUGAGCCAAACAGCCAAGAGAAUUUUGGAGGCGUUGGAGCAUUUCUCUUCUCCUAUAUCAGACGCCAAAAAAAUACCAGUAAAGACACCAGGGAUCAAUUCUACUCUAGCUAAAAAACGUGGUAGAGAUGAGGCUUUUGAUCAACUUUCAACAUCCAGAGUUGGAUUGAGACACUUAACAAGGGAACUUGCUGUACCUACUGUACCAGAUAUGCUCAAGUUGAAGAGAAGACAGAGAUUACAGGACACAACUCUUGCUGCUAGAAGAAUAAUCACAGCUCACAGUGAGCCACCCCCACAAACCCCAACUACUUCAGUGAGUCAAGAGCCAGCCGAGUAUCAUUUGAGAGGUGAAAAUGAGAAUCAGAAAUUCUUUGGUAAACUCAGAGCAACGGGAAAGAAAAAACAUGACGUUGAGGAGCCACCUGAGAUUGUUAAUCUGCCGAGUAUAUCGCUGCCAAUUACCAGUCUACCCAGCUUUGACAUUUCUCUGCCCCAAUCCAGUUGUAAAACCACUAAUGUUACAGCAACAAUAGAAUCCAAGUCAUCCUCAAUACCCAGCACGACAUUUAAAUUCUCAAGUCCUAUCAAAUUGCAGAAUGAAACCACUAGUCCUGUCAAAACAAUUAAUCACUUCACAUUCUCGAAACCACUGAGUCCUGAUAAUAAGAGCAACAAGAGUCAGAAUCAAGGAGUGAACACAUCUAGUUCACCCAGUACUCCCAAUGCUGUAUCAAACUCAAUUAACUUCAGUUUUGGAUCUAAUCAGACAGCCCCAACCACUAACUUCAUGUGGUCGGGCUCUUCAACAGCUCCAAGACCUAAGGAAAUUAAACAAAUUGAUAAGAAGCAGAAGACAGAUCAUAUAGAAUUAAAAUCUGGAAGUGUCAUCGAUGCUCUCAGUACCUUUAAACAAUCAGCAUCAGAUAUUUGGGAAUGCAGCGAGUGCUUCAUCAAGAAUAAUCAGAGUGAAGAGCACUGCGUAGCCUGCAAGAAUCCUAAGAUAAAGAAAACCUCUGAAAAUCCCUUUUCACCGUCGACAAAAAUUCUUCCAUCGCCAGGAGCCACUGAUACUCAAUUUGGAGUUCAGUUCAAAAUGUCCACUGACAAAUGGGAGUGCCAAUGCUGUCUAGUGAGGAAUGCAGUAUCUGAAACCAAAUGUGUCUCCUGUAUGACACCUAAAUCAGAGAAAAAGGUUGACGCACUGACAUCAGCAGCUUCUACGUCACUUCCAUCAACUACAUCCGAUCUCAUGGAGAAAUUCAAACCUGCAAAGGACUCCUGGGAGUGUCCUGGAUGCAUGUUGAGGAAUCCUACUGACAUAAUCUCAUGUCCCUGCUGCAAUGCGUCCAAACCAGGUCUUCUGAAGGCUCCAGUUCCCAAAAAACCUGAAGAAGUGAAGGCUCCAUUAAUCCCCACAAAUACCAGUAAAACGUGGGAGUGCCCUUCGUGUAUGGUCAAAAAUGACUCGAGUGCAGCCACAUGCGUCUGCUGCACGACUUCAAAUCCUCUGGCACUCAGCAAAUCUUCAAUGACCUCAGCAGCACCAGUAAUUCCAAAUAUAUCAACAUCAGCCUCUGGAUUUGGGGAUAAAUUUAAAAUGCCAACAGGUUCCUGGUCCUGUGAUGUUUGCAUGAUUCAAAAUAAAUCAGACAUUACGGAAUGUGUGGCUUGUGGAUCAUUGAAACCUGGAGCAACAGGAUCUGAUACAAAAACCAGCGGUGAUACUCUGAAAAAUGAUACAACGCCUAAAUUUCUCUUUGGAAUGCCCUCGUCAGCAGCUCCAACAUUCAAAUUUGGAAUUCCUGCUGAUAGUAAAUCAGAGGAGAAGUCCACAAUUCAGGCUCCAGCCAAUGGUUUUACGUUUGCUCUUCCAGAGACACAAACAAGUCAAUCAUUCGGUGUUGGAAUACCCAAAACAACGGAGGAGUCAACGAAGACAGGUAAUUUUUUUAUUUUUCCAGCACCAAAGUCCGUGGAGCCUUUCAAAUCGAAAGAGAAAACACCAGAAAUUCAGACACUCUUCAACAAUGUCAGUGACACUAAAGUUGGAUUUAGCUUCAAUAAACCAACGGAGAUAACGCCAGAAACCCCAAAGGUUCAGAAUCUUAAUCCCGUUGUAGAAACGGAGAAGGCAGAACCUGUGAAAUCAAUUUCCUUUGGUACACCAAUACCAACAUUAACGACAGGGACUCCACAGAGUACUGCAACAACGACAGCACCAACUUCAAGUCCCAGUUUAUUCAAAUUCUCGAAACCGCCGGUGUCGGCGGCCCAGUCAACUCCUGUCCUCUCAUUCGGCCAGUCCCCAGCACCAAUGGCACAGACGAUAACUCAGAGUACAUCACAAGAGACUCCAAAGACAUCGGAAACUUCUCAAUCAGCUAAUAAGCCAGUCCAUACAUUUGGAAAAUCAGAGUCUGCACCUACACUGUUUGGAGAAUUCACCACUGAGAAUAAACCAGCUCUAACGUUUGGAGCAUCAGUGAGCAAUAAUUCUGAGAAGCCUGCAUUCCCUGUUGAGAAAAAAUUCUCUGGUUUUGGUACAACUGAUAUUAACUUCUUUGGAAAUGGUGGUGAUAAGCCACUCGCCAGUGCUCCAACACCAACCUUUGGAGUUCCCCCACUGGCUAGCACGACUGCACCUCCAACACCAGCAACUCCAGCAAUACCAAAUACAAUGUUUGGAUCUUCAUCUGGUUCAGGUUCGAUGUUUGGUAAUGCUACGCCGAGUUUUGCAAGCCCUAGUUCUGCCAGUGCUCCAAUGUUUGGUUCGCGAAAGCCAGCAGAACCAGUGCCUCCAGCUACUCCAGGACUAUUCACGUUUGGAGCAUCUUCUGGAGCGCAAACGACACCGCAAGCCAGUGGAGGCUUCAAUUUUUCGGGAAAUAGUGCGGCUAAACCUGUUUUUGAAUUCCCUGGAUGUCAAAAUACUCCACAAGGUGGUGGAUUUGGGGGAUUUGGAGGGCCUGCAUCAGCUAUUAGUGGUACACCAACUCCAGCUUUUGGAUUUAAUGCACCUAAGAAUGAGACUUCACUGUCUUUUGGACAGAUGCCAAGCACUCCUACUUCGAAUAUGUUUGGAAACAGUCAGCCAUCGCCUGCUAGCUCCUUUGGGACAUUGAACUCGGGGUCAAUAAGUGCUGGCUCCAGUGGAGGAUUUAACCUUGGAACUCCUACUGUACCACCAUCAGCUACUCCUAGUAUUCCGUCUUCUGCUUCUACUUCAGGAGGAUUUAAUUUUGCACCUGCUGCGUCUGGAUUUAACUUCAAUGCGCCUGUUCAACCGUCCUUCAAUUUCACUGGUGGUAAUGCUCCAACUACUUUCAACGCAACACCUCAAGCUACAACUCCAACAACCAGGAAGAUAAAGAAAGCUGUCCGUCGUAUGCCUCCGCGUGCGUGAGUUUCACCACUGGAUAAACCAACACGUUGCUACUAAUUCGGUGACCAAAUGAACAAAAUAUACGUACAGUAACAAAUUGACGGUGAGUCAAAUCCAAAAACUAAAAUGAAAGAGUGAGAGUAAUAAAUAAAACAUGAAUCGCGAUGAAUUUGAUUAAAUAGUGAAAAUGAAUAGCCAAUAACUGGCAUCAGGCAUUUAUGUAAUUGUUAACUCCAUACUGAGCGAAACAUUGUGCUUGAAGAACAACCACCUGUACCACGAGAAAAUCAUCGAGUUAAUUAUAAAAUUAUCAGGAGGAAUUACAAAAGGAAAAGUGAAAGCAUUAAAAGUAAUUGAGACUGGGACUUUUGACGAAGACGAUGACUGACAAUGUUAGAGUUAGACAACGGCGUUCAUUUGAGUUCAUUCAGCGAACGAAUGAUCAUGAAAUGGAGAAACAACAGUUGGAACUGUUUUCCAAUGCCGGCGAUUUUAUAGACUUUGCCAAGAAGGUGAGAAUUGAAAAGAAAACGAAGCGAAGGAAGAGUAAAAAAUAUGAAUGAGGAAUUAUAAAAUUGCGGGUAUGCUUGAGUGUAAAGCGUUUGAUACCCAGCUCAGGUAAGUAUAGGCCAUUCGGAACGCCACUCUCAACAAUUAUAUUCCCCUCCCCAACCCCUGUAUUUAAUUGUAAAAAUUAUUUCACGUUUUUUUUAUUAGAUAUUCACUGUCGGUUGCGUUAUUUAAUGAAAAAUAGCAAAAAAAUCGUUUGAUUUUAUGUGAUUAAAUGAAUUAUGAGAUUUGAAAAAAAAAAUCCAUCAAAUGGGCACCCGAUAGAGCAUUAUUUUGUUAAUUGUUUUUUAAAAUGGAAAUAAAUUGUUGCGGGAUGACGUUACGCUGCUAAUUUGCAUAUAGUGGUCUCAUGUCCACUAUAGAAAAGACAGUAAUUCAGUUAUAUACUAAUAUUAUAUUUUAGUUAGGUAUCUCGCUCACUCGAGGACAGUCUCACGUGAUUAAUUAUGUUAAAAAUGGUGAAUAAAAUUGAAUUAAAUAGCCGUGACACUGUGCCUUGGAGCUGACGAUGAGAAUAAAGGAUUAAGAAUUAAAAAAAAAAUGAUUAUCUAAAGGAGAAUGAAAAAAAAAAGUAAGCAAAAUAAAAGAGGGAUAUGUAACAUAAUUUUACGAAAAUGGCAUUCGGAUAGUACAAAGAGAUACGAUUUCACCCAAUCGUUUCCAUUGAGUAGAUGAAAUUUUAUAUUUUUUUUAUAAUAUAAAGAAAAUGUGAAGAAAAUCGAUGAAGAUAAUCCUAUUGAUAAGUGAAGAAAAAAAAACACAUGAACUGAAUGCCAUUUUUGUGUUUAGAAUUUAAUAAAAGAAUAAAUAAAAUAAAUAACAAUGUUGAGUGUUUUACCGUAGGAAUCAGGUGUAUGAAUAUUAUUAAUUGAGUAAAUACAGAAACAAAAAUGAACAGAGAAAUCACAUUUUCAUUGUGUAAUGUAAAAUAAUAGUUUAGAGAUUGAAAAAAAAAAUGAGCAACACAAAACUACAGAAACGGUCUUCGAAUAUGUAUUUUUCAGUUUAUCUUUCUGAUUUUGUCUUUACACUUUUAACUGUAAUAUUUUCACACGAUUGUUUAUUUUCUUGCUAUUAUCAACUGCGGUUCAAAUUCAAGAUUAUUCAGAGAAAAAAACAAAAACUGAAGAUUCAUUCAGACGAGAAGAUAAUAAGAAGUGAAAAAUGAAACAUUGUUAUUGUAAAAAAAAAAGGAAAGACCACCAUCUGUCUACUUUGUCUUCUAGCAAAAAGUGAAAAGGAAGAAGCAAACUCCUCUUAAAUAAUAAAUAAGAAUGUAAAAGUCAAUAAACGAGUUUUUUUUCCUUGAAAAGAUACUACUCGAGUGUUAUCAUUAUUUCUUUCAUUUAUUUCUUAACAACUAAAAAAUAACAACAUCAAUCUAGACGAAAAGUUUCCUUUUUAAUUUAUUAGCUAUUCUUCUUUUGCUCGUGUUUUAUUUCUUCUUUCUUCAUUUCUACACCGUUUGUUUUACAAAUGGCAAUUGGAGCAAAGCCCUACAUUCAAGAACAAAAUUAAUAACUUAGGAAGAAAAUCGGUGGCUGCAAGUCGGUUUUUUAAAUUUAUUUAUCAUCUUUACGUAAUUCUUUUUUCCCACGUUUCAUCCAUAGCAAAUACAAAAUGGUGUAAAUAAAUAAUUAAAUGUGAUGAUUGUUUCAUUUUGUUCAUUUGUGUUUUUUUCUUUUCAUCGUUCUCAUAGACCGAGAGUGGCACGAAAUUUAUUGAGUUUUACAACAAAAAAAACUUUUCAACUAGUUAAAAUGCCGCAUCUUAAAGACUUCUUUUUUUUUCUUUGUCAAAGAUAUGAAACAUUGACACGUACAACAUAGGUAAUAAUACAAAGACAAUUGUGGACAAUUCAGAUAUACAAUUCAGUACAAGUUUUCCCUUUUUGUUUUUUUUUCCUUGUCAAUCAUUAUUUGGAUGCCGAUGAGAGUCGGCUCAAAAUUCACUGAUUUUUCUACAAUAUUUCUUUUCCUUUUUAUCGAUUGGAUAGGCCUCGUGUGCUUCCCAGAGAGGUGCAAUAUAAACAGAAAAAAUGCUAUUAAACAAUGCUCCACCAUCCAGAAAAAUAGUCAACUAAAUUCACAAUAUUAUAUUAGUAAUUAAACAAUAAAAUAUAAUAAAAAGUAUGAAAAAAUGGGAGAGUUUUCUGGUGACAAUGAUAAAAAGGAUUAAACAAAUUUUAUGUUUACAAAAAAAAAAUAGAUCAACGACUAUUGAUCCCACUCACUGAUUCAAUAUCAAAGCAGUGAAGUUUUCAGCCCCAUCCUCUCUGGGCAGCCCAGUCAUCAUUCGCUAGAUUUUUUUUUUCAUUUUUUUUCCUUUUUCCCAUAUAUCACUUCUAUUUAAAUGAUAUUAUAAUUUAGGUACAAUCUUAAUUACUUCAAUAUUAAUGAGAAUAUUAAUUAUGUUUUAUUCUUGUUUUCUGUUUUCCUUUUUUUUCCUCUUGCUUGCAAUGAAUUUAAUUAGAUUCGUAGGUAAUUAAUAUUAUUCAAUUAUUAAUAAUCAUUAAUAUUAUUUUUUUUUCUUCUUUAUAAAGUCCCUUAAACUAAGAAUCAUCAGACAUGAAGGAA
This is a messenger RNA of Diachasmimorpha longicaudata, 7790 nucleotides long. RefSeq names its product nuclear pore complex protein Nup153. Lineage: Eukaryota; Metazoa; Arthropoda; Insecta; Hymenoptera; Braconidae. The transcript is spliced from 3 exons. The coding region runs from base 331 to 4665 and encodes 1444 amino acids. Gene Ontology annotation, biological process: protein import into nucleus; RNA export from nucleus. The record is from RefSeq and is a predicted model, not a curated record. Gene Ontology annotation, cellular component: nuclear pore. Gene Ontology annotation, molecular function: structural constituent of nuclear pore.